This is a messenger RNA of Drosophila melanogaster (fruit fly), 5788 nucleotides long. RefSeq names its product Ca2+-channel-protein-beta-subunit (gene Ca-beta). The record is from RefSeq and is marked reviewed. Gene Ontology annotation, biological process: calcium ion transmembrane transport. Gene Ontology annotation, molecular function: voltage-gated calcium channel activity. The coding region runs from base 435 to 2636 and encodes 733 amino acids. Gene Ontology annotation, cellular component: voltage-gated calcium channel complex. Lineage: Eukaryota; Metazoa; Arthropoda; Insecta; Diptera; Drosophilidae. The transcript is spliced from 9 exons.
GGUCGCAUAUUCAGACGUCUCCACCGCGAACCGCUUGAAACUGCUCCACAUUGCUUUGCCCAAGUGGAUCACGCCCUCGGAACAUAAAUCCCAUCAAGCAUAUAGAUUCCAGCAGGAUGGCGUUGCGUUCGUUCAAAUCGCUGCCAUGUGACGGACUCUAAGUCCCAUAGCCACAUUUGUGACCCAAUUCGAUGAGCAAUUGUGUCUGUGUGCCUGUGUGUGUGUGUGUGUGUGCGGGGCUCUUGGCCAUUUAACGAUUAGUGGCCAUAACGGCAAAGUGUUUGUUUAUUUUGUUGUGCGACCGCAGAAACGAUUCCAAAAAUGAUUGCAUAAUUGACUUUUGGCGGGGGGGUGUAGAAAUCGCGCUAGACGCUCAGCAUAAAUUUCGGCUUGUGUUCCUAUACCGUUUGUGAUUCCAAAACAAUUUGUGAGCCAUGAAAAAGCUUCAUCUGGGUGCCAAGCACAAGGGCAAGUCCUACAAGCCCUUUAGGAAUAAGAAUCGUCGGGGUUCUGCCGACUCGAACUACUCACAACCGUCAUCCGAUCUGUCGCUAGACGAGGAAAAGGAAUCGCUUCGGCGAGAAAAGGAACGUCAGGCCUUAAGCCAGUUGGAUAAAGCGAGGAGCAAACCAGUGGCGUUCGCUGUGCGAACCAACGUAGCAUACGAUGGCGCCAUCGACGACGAUUCGCCGGUGCAGGGCGGAGCAGUUUCGUUCGAGAUCCGGGAAUUCCUGCACAUCAAAGAGAAGUACGACAAUAACUGGUGGAUCGGCCGGCUGGUCAAGGAGGGCUGUGAUGUGGGCUUCAUACCCAGCCCCGCUAAGCUAGACAACAUUCGCAUGCAGAACCAAACCAGACCCUCAAGACUGUAUGGCACAAAGGGCUCGUCGAGCGGGAAUCUUGGUGCGGGCGGACAAGCAGGUGCGGAGCCAUCUCGAGGUGACGAAUCAGAUUCCAUGGGACCAGGACGACACGGCAAGACACCGGCGGCGGCGGCCAACAAGGAGAAGCGAAAGCCAUUCUUCAAGAAACAGGAGACGGCCAGUCCCUACGACGUGGUGCCCUCGAUGCGUCCCGUCGUCCUGGUGGGGCCCAGUUUGAAGGGCUACGAGGUGACCGACAUGAUGCAGAAAGCCCUCUUCGACUUCCUCAAGCACCGCUUCGAGGGCCGCAUCAUCAUCACCCGGGUGAUGGCCGACAUCUCGCUGGCCAAGCGCUCCAUCAUGAACAAUCCCUCGAAGCGGGCCAUCAUGGAGCGAUCCUCCAGCCGGAGCGACUGCCUCGGCAAGGUGCAGGAGGAGAUCGAGCGCAUCUUCGAGCUGGCCCGCUCGCUCCAGCUGGUCGUGCUCGAUUGUGAUACAAUCAAUCAUCCGUCACAACUAGCGAAAACUUCAUUAGCGCCAACAAUAGUGUACUUAAAGAUUAGUAGUAGUAAGGUUUUACAGCGUUUGAUCAAAUCACGUGGCAAGUCGCAGGCGAAAAACCUCUCCGUUCAAAUGGUUGCCGCCGAGAAGCUAGCCCAAUGUCCACCGGAUAUGUUCGAUGUAAUCCUAGACGAGAAUCAGCUGGAAGACGCCUGCGAGCACAUUGCCGAGUACUUGGAGACGUAUUGGAAGGCCACCCACCCGGACAUUCGAGCAGUGCCGCCCAUCGCCCGCCCCCUGCCGCAGGAGGCCUCGCCCUCCGCAGAUCCCGCGCGUCUGGGACCGACGCCUCCAGGAGGAACCUCUUACCAGCACAGCCGCCGACAACCGACCUCGGUACGCCACCAGGAGCGCGGCGGAGGGGUGGGCGCAGGCGGCGGAGGUGGAGGCGUCGGCGGUGGCUACGAGCGGGACCGCGAACGGGAGCGGUACGAGCGGCGCGAGCGUGACCUCAUGCACUACGAUCUCAAUAGCGACGAGCUGCUGGACGAGCGCAACUUUGAGUAUCCGGCGAUGAGGAGCGGUCCCAGCGGCGCCUCCCACCACGGCCAUCUGUCCAGGGGCGGACGCCUGCUGGAGGAUCCGGACUUUGAGCGCGAAGAGGCCCAGAUGCGGAUGAGCAGCUCACGCUACGGACCCUCGACCAGGAUCGACGACCCACGGGAUCUGCCGCGUGGCGCCACCGUUGUCGAUCGCGAUGAAUACAGUCCGCACAGAGGUGGUGGGAGUAGUAGGAGAAUGCUUAAUGCCAUGUCCAGACCUUUAGGUCUGCCACGCCAAUCCUCCCUGCCCAGUAAUAGAGCACCCGUGUCGUAUUUGCCACGCCAGUCCUCCCUGGGCACACACUGGCUAUCCUCCUCCUCGCAGAGCAACCUGGAUCAAGGACCCCAAUCUCGCCGAGAGCUUUAUCCACUGCUGCAUCAGCCGCAGUCCUAUUCCCAGCCUCGAUCCCAGUACACCAGCCACUCGUAUACAUCCGCACCACAGCACACCAGUCAGUCGCGUUCCCAGUCCCAGUCGCACUCCCAGUCCCACUCUCAGUAUCGCUACUCCGUGCAGGACACAUCGUUUGCCCACCCACCAAGAUCCCUGCGCGAAGAGUUCCUCAGUCCCACCAUGAGCAAGGUCGAAGCUGUCACCCACGCCAUUCGCAACAAGAUCAUCGUGGAGGAGGACGAAGAGGAUAUCCUGAGCACGGAUCGGUUCUAUUAAAGAGAUUUCAGUCGUCCAACCCGCGUCGAUUUUGGUUUGGGUAAACUCUUCCUUGCGGGCGGGAAAGCAAGUGCAGCAGUGCCAAAACACACGACACAUUUGUAAAUGUUCCAUUCGAUGAUCAGAUCAAUUUGAUAGAUACAGCGACACAGAUACAUCCACACACACAAACAGAAACACACACACACAAAGUAGCUGGUUAAAGUUAAAGUGAGCGUUAAAGUGGCGGUUAAAGCAAACCAAAGGAAGCAGCCCAAUGCCAAGUGGGGCCUUAUGUGUCUUAAAUGCUAUAGCUAAGUGUAAUCAGAUUUUAUUUGAGUAAUGUGAAUUUAAAUUAAAUGGUCUAAGCCUAAGAUUUAAGCUAGUCGACAGUGGGAAAUUAAAAGUUAAAAGAAAGGAGUCCGAAACCAAAGCCAACAGGAUUUGUUGGUCCCCAAAUGGGUCUCGUAUUUGUUAUGCAAUCGAUUGACUAAGUACAUGAAUAAGUGUCAGCUUUAAUAAUUUAGUGAACGUGUCUUAAUCUAAGUCGAGCCACACAAACACACCUCCACACACUCGACACACACACACACACUCUUACACUCUCAAUUGACUGUGAACCGAUUGAAAUCUCUUUAAUCUCAAACCGAUACCUAUUUCUCGCAUCCAGCGCUUUUCCUUCUCUACACAGAAAAAUUUACACUUACAGUGCGUCUCAAAGCCAUAUGAUCAUGAGUUGAAAUUAAUUGAUAUAUCCAUAAUGUAUUUAUUCUAUAAUUUUGAAAGCUUAAGCUUGAAGUUUUUAACUGAAUAUUUCUUAAAUACGGCCGUACAUCUAAUACUAUCAUUUUAUUAGUUGUUAAACAUUUGUAUUAUAUAUCUUGAAUGAAACGCAUUGUACACAAUUUCAACUUCCAACAGCAAUACUUUCGACCUAGAUACCUUGCCACACCAUAUCAUGCCACACACCUGCCAAAGCGCACAGUUCGCGAUCUCAGUUCAAAACUCAAGUUGAACUAGCCGCGAACGGGCCUGCAACCUGGAUAAGGAUCGAAAAUCGAUUCAGGUUUAGGUAUAGCGAUUUAAACUACCAGUGCCUUAUAAAUCCAUCAAAUCGAGUUACACGACAGCACUCCACCCCAGAUAUUCUGCAUUUCCGCCGCCCCAUUAGAUCAUUAUUGACCACCACCAAUCGCUAAAGUCGAAUGCGUCAAAAUUAUUGUUCAAGUUUUGAAUUGUACACGUAAUGUUGAGACGAUAGUCGUUGAUCUGGCCCAUUCCGAACGAGCACUCCUUUUACAAUUCCAACCACCAUGCUAAAUUUGUCGAUCAUUAGUUGUCGAACUGAGCUAGCGCCCAACAAUGAUGAACCGCACUGCAUUCAAAUCGAUCGCCACCACCUCGAGUAAGAGUCGAUGUUCAGCUAGUUUUGAUCUGUAAGCACACCCACAGAACCCAUCCUACUGUCCAAGGACAACAGCUGAAUCCUGUAACACGGGGUCAGAGUUUAGUGACAGGUCGGGCAAUUUGCCCGCAGAAAAAAUCUAGUACUUUUUUAUAUAAGAGAUACAAGGUGAUAUAACUAAUUUUCAGAAAGUAAAUUUGAACAGCGCACGACAAAUACAGAUACCUAAUUGAAAUUGUUAGCCACAUUCAGGAGAGGGAGGGUUUAAAAGGUCAGAUGGGAGAACACCUCCCAUCCCCUAGAGAAUUUGAAUGGGGUUGACCAAGGCACUGGAGGCGCUUUAACGAGGAACAAAUUGAAAUUUAAAUAUAUAACGGAACGCAGCAAACGAUACACAAGCACUUCUUGUAAAAAGUGGCAAAGCAAAAUGAUCUAUGUAUUAGCUAAACCUAAAUGAAAUAUUACUUUUUAAUACUAGCAUAAAGUUAAAAACAAAACUAGAUACGAUCCUUUGCAGCUAAGAAGGGGACAAGCGGAAAACUUAAGUUUAAAUGGUCAGUUGAUGAGAAGUGUGUAUGUUAGAAUAUUGCACAUAAUUCACAGAACUGGUAAUUCAAUAUAUUAUAAUGGUAUAUAUUAAAAAAGAUACACACAUUUAUAGAGCUGCAUAUAUAAAUAUGUAUGUAUGUUCUUGCCAUAAUUAACAAAAUUUAAACCGAUAAAGAUACAUCAGCCGGCAUUUUGUAAGCGUGAAAUCCAAAAACUAAUUAAAAUAAUAUUGAUUAAAAAAUAACUGAUUAUCCCAGAUAUUGUUAGAUACUUUCUGGUAACGGAAAGGUGAACUUUGCCAUGAAAAUUUCAUCAGAUCUGAUAGGAAUAUGUUGAAGAUAUUUUGUAAGAUGCCUUAAAUUUCUCAACUCAAGUUCUUUGAAAGUUUUCGAAAACUAAACUUGAUAAAUUCAUAUAUUCCAUUACAUAACCUUCUAGCAGACGGACAGAGGUCUGCAAAGAAGUAAAACUGGUUUGCUUCAAAAGUAUAGCAAUUUUUUUGUAAUAAUAAACUCUUAUUUCCGAUUAUAAUAAAACAAAUGAAAACCAAACCAAGCAAUUUCGAUUUGUUGACACUCUUGAAAACUAUAAAAAAAAAACACAAACAUACAAACAAGUUUUAUAGCAAGCAUACUGAAACUUUAAAGAUACGCCUAUAUAUAAUUAAAUUUAGCGGUAAUAACUUCUCUACUUUUCAAAGCCACUUAAAUAAGAAAAGCAAACCUUAUUUUUUUAGCCUAAAUAACUUAUUGAACUGGAAUAGAAGGUGGAAAAUUUGACAAGAGCACGCAUGAAAUUUCCGUAAUCAAUAUAUUAUUAACCAAAGAUCCCCACACCGAAUACCCUGGAAAGAUAAAAAUGAACUAUUGGUGGAAAUAUCAACACCGCUCCCAAUUUAUAUAGAAUAUUUUAUACAUACAAAACAUAUACAUAUUGUAAAAAAUGAGAAAAACGGUAACUAAAAUCCAAUCAGCAAUUUUCAAAAAUUGUAUGUAAAUAGUUAAUGAUAUUUCAAUUUGUUACCUAAUUAUUUUGUUAACAACUUUGUAAGAUUCCUUUAAUUUAAUGUUAAGGAUGAAUACCUGCCAUCACCUUGACGACAUUUUGUUGUUUUCGUUUUCAUUUUCCGCAUUCAAAUGUUGUUCACAAUAUGUUUUUGGAAAAUACGUAGUUAAAUGAAAGCUAAAUUGCAAAUAAAAGCAAAUACAAUAAAAAUAUU